Molecule: messenger RNA, 2142 nt
Organism: Trypanosoma brucei brucei TREU927
Lineage: Eukaryota; Euglenozoa; Kinetoplastea; Trypanosomatida; Trypanosomatidae
Exons: 1
Coding region: 1-2142 (713 amino acids)
Source: RefSeq, a predicted model, not a curated record
AUGGACUCGCUACGCUCGCUUCCCGCGCAUCCGCCUAUUCGUAGCAGCAAAGAACGAGAAAAAGGUUUGCGGCGGCUACGAGUUAUUGCAUGUGGCAUCGAAAUUGACAUCCCUGCAGAGGGUGAAACUUCAGUGAGGGCACUUAUGCGAGCCGUCGUUUCGUUGGCAUUUCCCGACCGCCGCUCUCAUGGAACACAUUGUUGCCUUUUCCAUGGCGACAGAGCGCUACCGGAGUCAACACGAGUAGCUGAAUUGCCUCCCAAUGCGGUGUUGCAUCUUCAUUUUGUUGCAGAUGGACUCGGCACGGGAAUCACUCGUUCUGAGGAGCGGGAUGCGGUGCCGUACACACACACUGUCCCUGGCGCAAACCGUGGCAUUCUCCGUCAUUCCGCCUCACCUGUGAUGCUCUCACCACUUGACACAAUACAACUGCAGCAGCGUGGAGGUUCUUAUGAUGGGCCGCGUAUGCCAAAUCGCAUUAGUAGUGGCCCCAGUAGCACUUCACCAAUGCCAAACCCUUUGCGUAGGUAUGGACAGUGGCAACAACGGAAUAUAGGUCUUACGGCAUCCGCUACAAUGAUGGGGAGUUCCACUGAUGCAGGGACGGGAAGCCGUGCAACACUUCCUCUGCCUAUGGGUUCUUACCCACGCUUGCGAAGGGAAUACCAAACAACAAGCCCCGCAAGGGACCAAUUGACCACAGAUGGAAGCAGAAUUAGUAUCACUGUCAUGCUCUUAAAGCGAAACACAACUGAGGAUAAGGAUAACGCCAAGGGGGAUGACCAACAGGCGACAUCAGUCACGUCGCUUGAGUGUGGCAGCGGUGGAGCAAGUUCCAGUGACGGAACUGUGGCGUAUCGCCGUCUGCGUGUGGAAAGUGACUAUCCCGUGGGAACACUGCGGGAAUUCUUUGGAAUAACCUCAGAUUAUUGUAUUUACUUGGGUGAAACUGCCAUUAAAGAUGACAGGGCGCCAUUCGGCUCGUUGCAAGGGGUGUCCACGCAAACAUUUAGCUUUCGUCCAUACCCUACCGCUCGUGCAGGCUUGAGUCUUGCAACCACUAGUGUCAACGUGGCGCACACGAACGCGGGGAAGGCGAAAUCUAAAGUCGGUGAAGGCAAAGACAAAACCACCAAAAGCGUUAACAGUAACCUCUUAAGCAGCAGUAGCCCCAGUGGUGUGGGGAAAACCAAGUCGGAGUUGGAUGAAACGAAGGAAAAGGAGAAGGAGAAGGUGGAGGUGGAGGUGGCAGCGGAAAAGGAAAAGGAAAAGGAAACUAGAAGUGAAACUGUAGAAUAUAUGAAGUUGAAUGCAGUACCUGUUACGGAUGUAAAUAGCAUCGGCGACAGCGACGGUGGUGGUGGUGGUGGUGGUGGUGUGAGUAGUGAAGGCCAACAGAAGAAACACAAGAAAUGUGUCACCGCAGAGGGGCCCGAGUCAGUGGGUAAGGCCGGCAACUGUGAAUGUUCAAGUAAUGAUGGCAAUGCAUCAACGGUAGGGGACCCCCUUGAAACAACAAUGCCUUUCGAGUCCCCAUCAAAAGCCACGCGUAGCCGUCUUGCCGCGGAGGCAUUGUUGUCUCAAACCCAUCCGGGACCAUUUUUGGGUAGUGGUGACGCUUUAAGUAAAGCGAGGAGUUUGGUCCGUGCAGAACUCAUGGGAGAACCCCCGUUACAUGAAUUUGGUUCGUUGUCAUUUGGUGCAGGGUUGGGGAGGAGAUUCGGCGGUGGAAGAGUUGAGGCGGGGGGCGUACGUUUGGCUUUGCGACCCCAUUCGUUAGCGCCGUUGGAAACCUCUGGGGAUGUGCGGGGUUGGCGAGAGGAGGGACAAACUCAACAUCAUUACGGAACCGUAACCAUCACGCCACCAACGCCUACGGAACGGGGAACUGUUGUUGUGCCCGUCCCUCCACUACGUCCAGUAGAUGUUUUAGUGGACGAUACCAACGUGAAGGGUCAUCACACAUUGGCACCUUUAAGUGGAGUGUCACAUCCCGUUUCUAUUCUUUCAUCGGGUCUCAUGCAAAGGCAUCGUCGGAAUGUUGUUGGUAGCGGCCCCGUUAUUGUAGAGGAGAAGCAGCAAAACAAUACUGUAAGCCAACAAACCCCACCUUCUGUAGAUCCAACAAAAGAAAAAAAUUAA